AUGGAGACCAGCAGAGUUGCUGAGGAAAGUGGCCCUGAUGAGGAUCUUCAGUUAAAAUCAUCACUACUGAAAGUCAUUGAUGCAGACUGCCCUGAGUUCGCUGGAAAGAGAGGUGUGAUCAGUGUUGACAGAACUGACCCCAUAAUUGAGAAAUUCCUAUCUGAUGUGCCAAAUCUGCUGUUACAGAAUGAUUCAUACGGCCUCAUAUGGGACAAAAAUUUAAAACCAGACAACCUGAGGUAUGAAAAAGGGGAACAUUUUGUAAGUACCAGAGAAGCUGACAGGAAAACCAAUCAUGCAACUGUGUCAUUUUAUCGUGAUGGGGUGACAGGAGCACGGUUUGCCAUCAAGACAUUACAGAAAGCCACAACUUUUUAUCCAGAAGAAAUCAGGGUUGGUUUGACCAUUCAGCAUCCCAAUAUCUGUUCUGUAUAUGGGAUCAUCAUCAGAAAUGGCACAGUUCACAUUCUACUUGAACAUGCAGGAUCACCACUGUACCAGGAAAGGGUCUGGAUUGCCGAGUGCCCACAGCGUGCUCUAUCAUUUGCCCAGCAGAGCUUUCAAGCGUUGGACAUCAUUCAUGGACAUGGUUUUGUCCACUGUGACAUCAAACCGGACAACAUAAUGAUUGACCGGCACAACAACAACAAGUUCACUGUGAAGUUGAUUGACUUUGGAACCUGCCACACUAAGGGAGCAAGACUCUCCAGCACUACUGCCAACACCACCUUUCUGUAUUGGUCACCAGAGAUUUGGCAAGCACUUGCUAAUCAGAAGGAGAUCAUAUGCAGACCAGCAAUGGAUGUUUAUGCGCUUGCACUGACCCUGCAUUUUGUUCAUACGUCAAGUCAUUUGAUGCAAAGAUUUAAAGAUGAGGACUUGAAAAAUGUGAUGAUGAAGACACCAGAUGACAUCUUGCUUGUUGCUUUGCCGGAGACCAUCCCUUCAGAUUUGUCAGUGGUGGUGAAGAGUUGUCUGGAUGGCAACCAUGAGACUCGCUCCAGUGCUCAGGAAGCAUUGAAGCUUUUGACAGAUCAUGCCCUGAUGAGAUGGUCUUCAUCUACCAAAGCAGAUGAAAACUACAAGGAUUCAUUCACUAGGAUGUGUUCUUCAAUUAACAGAUGUACUACAAGGCAUACAAAGUCUGAUACAUCCAAUACAGAUUUCAAAAUUUUGACUGCUUCCCGCACAUCUCUGAACUCCUCUGAAAAGGACACAUCUACAUCUAGCAGCAUCAGUGGAGAAAAAAGGGAGUUGAAAGCUUCUGUUAAAGCUAGAAAAAUUUCUCUCAAUCCAGCCAAUAAAUUUAACAAACCAUCACACAAAGGAAAGAAAGCAGCCAAACUGCCACCAAAGCUGUGUUUUCAGACAAUGUCACUGGAGUCACUACAGGCACCUUUGGUCAGCACAGAGUCUGAUUUAGAGAAGACAAUGGAAAUCAAACUGGAUGAUAAAGAUUACUCUUAUUCAGCUCUCCUGAAAAAUCUGGCCUUACAUGUAAAGGAACCACAUCAAGUGAAUUCUUCCUACGCACACUGCAAGAGUACUGACAGGUCUGAGGUAGUUCAUUCUCUUACUACAGACAGUGCCACUGAGACAACUAAGAAAGGAGCAGGUAGUUGUAGUUGGCCUGAGAAUCCAAUCAUUAGUAAGUCGACAAAAUUCAGUGGAAACAAACCAAAGCCAAGAAAUGAGGGCACAUCUCUUUUGCUGACAAAGCAUACAACUCUAGGAAGUUCUGUAAGCAAAGAGGAGAACGUGCAAAUGGAUUGUCAGACAACAUCUAAUUGUAGCAUUAGAGUGCAGGAAGGCAGUUCAACAGCCAAUUCUGGAGUUGUUGCAGAUGAUAUGGGAUUUGUGUUUAGUGCCUUUGGGGAUACUGAAUUUGCUGCGGCUGAAGAUAUUCUCGACAAUUGGCUCAAGAUGAUUGAUGAGCAGAAAGAGCCCAGCUGUGACACUAAGCAGUUGGAUGUUAAUGCACAUCAGACCAGAACUAUAAGACAAGAUCAGAUUGUUCUGAAUAGACAAGAUGAACCAAUGGAUACAGACAGUGAAGAUGUUUCUGUGCCAGCAGGAAACAUUCAGAACAAUGUUAACAUUCCAGCCACCAAGGGCAACAGAAAGCGGCUGGCAGAUUCAUCUGCCAACAGUAGUGGUAUUCCCGGAAAGGCAGUAUUUCUGACUGCUUCACAACAGGAGAUGAAUACCAAACAGUUGCCUGAUUUUGAUCAAAUUUUGCCUGAGAAUAUUUGA
This is a messenger RNA of Candidula unifasciata, 2253 nucleotides long. The record is from the annotation of a GenBank genome assembly. NCBI's taxonomy places the organism in Eukaryota, Metazoa, Mollusca, Gastropoda, Stylommatophora, Geomitridae.